Molecule: messenger RNA, 846 nt
Organism: Hippoglossus stenolepis (Pacific halibut)
Lineage: Eukaryota; Metazoa; Chordata; Actinopteri; Pleuronectiformes; Pleuronectidae
Product: gamma-crystallin M2
Exons: 3
Coding region: 124-657 (177 amino acids)
Biological process (GO): lens development in camera-type eye; visual perception
Molecular function (GO): structural constituent of eye lens
Source: RefSeq, a predicted model, not a curated record
CAUUGAAAAAACAGCUAAAGUGGGAUCUGCUCAGCCUUUGAUUGAGGUUUAUAUAGCGCGGCUCCGGUCCUGCUUUGUGAGACCACCAAGUUUCAGUAGGCGACUGGCUCCAGCACUCUUUGCAUGAUGAGUAGUAAGAUCACCUUCUACGAGGACAGAAACUUCCAGGGCCGCUCCUAUGAUUGCGACACCGACUGCCCUGACAUGCACCCCCACUUCAGCCGCUGCAACUCCAUCAAGGUGGAGAGCGGCUGCUGGGUCCUGUACGAGAAGCCCAACUACACCGGCUACCAGUACGUCCUGACCAGAGGAGACUACCCUGACUACCAGCGCUGGAUGGGCUACAACGACACCAUCCGCUCCUGCCGCACCUUCUCUUAUACCAGCGAGGGGCCCUACCGCAUGCGCAUCUACGAGCGGCCCAACUUCCAGGGCCAGAUGAUGGAGUUCAGCGAGGACUGUGAGUCGGUGCAGGAUCACUUCCGCAGCCGCGACAUCUACUCCUGCAACGUCAUGGACGGCUACUGGACCCUGUACGAGCACCCCAACUUCCGCGGGCGCCAGUACUUCAUGAGGCCCGGGGAGUACCGCAAGUUCAGUGACUGGGGGGCCACCUGCGCCGCCACCGGCUCCUUCCGCAAAAUCACAGAGUUUUAAUUUGAAGAACAACACCCAGUAACUUCUCUAAAAGUCUAUUUGUGGAAACGGGUGAUGAGAUAAUGUGGAGUGGGAUGUUUCAUUGGGCUGAGAUCAGCAUGAUACUGUUUUAAAAAGCUGAAUAAAUGAAUCUAUUGUAAACUAUUUUUUUCUGCUUGUGAAUAAAUAUGUUGACUGAUUUAACUCAAA